UCACUUACUAUAACUCCUUGGUUUUACACGAUGGAAAUUAAUUUGAAAGCUAUAAUUUAAAUCAAUUGAAUUAAUUAAUAAUUAUAUAAAAUUUUGAUGGAAUUGUGUAUUUUAAUUAGCAUCUAUUAUUAUACAAGCUCUUAAAUAUUUAUAUUAGAACAGAUAUUUGUUUUUUGACUUCGAUCCUCGCAAAUUAGUGUUUUAUUCAUAAUAAAUUCUUGAUUUUUAAUUUAUUUUCAUCAUGUCUUUCAAUUUAGGAUUUAUUGGUGGCGGAAAUAUGUCCUCCGGAAUCUUUAAAGGGAUAUUAAAAAGUGAUGAUCACCUAGUUUCAAAAAUUUGGGUAGCAGGCCCACACUUGGAAAAUCUUCAACACUGGAAAGAUUUAGGGGCUAAUAUAACAACAAAAAAUGGUGAAGUAGUUGAUAAUUGUGAUAUCAUAUUUCUUGGUGUAAAACCAGGGAUUUUAAGCAAUGCUAUAGCAGGUUGCCGUGAUACUCUUUCUGUGCAAUCUAAAAGUGUACUAUUUGUAUCUAUGUUAGUUGGUAUCAAUAUAGAAAAUAUACAUAAGGUAUUAAAAGUUCUACCACUUCAGUCAAGAGUCAUCCGUAUUUUACCAAAUACACCAAUGGCUAUUGGCGCUGGCUCUUGCUUGUACACUGAAGACGACAAUGUAACAAAAGAACAAUGCACAUUAUUAGAAAACUUAUUAAAAGGUUGUGGAGUAUGUGAAAGAGUACCAGAAUCUCUUAUGGAUAAUUUGGGAAUUCUUACAGGAUGUGGCCCAGCUUUUAUGUACAUUGUAAUUGAAGCAUUAGCAGACGGGGCAGUAAAACAAGGUGUACCAAGAGCUACUGCAAUAAGACAUGCAGCACAAAUGGUUGUGGGUAGUGGGCAAAUGGUGUUACAAAGUGGUAAACAUCCUGCAGUAUUAAAGGAUGAAGUAUGCUCUCCAGGUGGAUGUACAAUUUGUGGUGUGGCUGCUCUGGAAAAUGGGAAAUUGAGGGCUACUCUUAUAAAUGCUAUUGAAGCUGCAGUACUCAAAACGAAAGAAAUUGGGAAGAAGUAGCUUAUGAAAUAUCUAAUAAUUAUUUUUUAUUAAGGUCUUAGGUAUGUUGUAAAUGAUCAAUUGUGUUUUUAAACUUGGUAAAAUGUGUCGAUUUUUUUAAUCAAACAUCUGAUAAGUGUUUGUUUGACGCAUUUGUGGAAUAGUCUAUAAAUGAGUUCAUAUGACAACAGAGAUAUUUGUCAAUCUCGGAUAAGUGCAAAUUCAAGAAACCACAGUAAAAGGUGCCUGUUACACAGGUUUUAUUUAAUAAAAAUGUUAAUCAAGGCGUCUGUCAAAUUCGUUAUAAUUUUCAGAACUUUUAAGUUUAGUUCCAGUAGAAAAUUAAAAAUACUCAUAUGUAAAGAUUAUUAAUAAUUAUAUAUUAUGUCAAUGUUGUGUAUAGAUAAAGUGCUAAUUUCUAAUGAUAUAAUCGUUGGAAAUAUUUAUAAUAGGUACAUAUAAAUAUUACAAUUAUUUGGUGUGUUUGCUGGACAACACUGGAAAUUAAUGUAGUCUUUGUAUACAUUUUGUGUAUUUAUUUGCAAUUACUAAUUAUGUAGAUGAUCUUUUUAUCAUGACAAACAAUGUGAUAUGAAUAUCCUUUUAUUUAAUUUAUUUCAGUAUUGCUUAAUGUAUAAAAACUAUAUUAUAAUGUAUUUAACUAAGUAUUAUCUCUAAAUGAAUCUCAUUUAAUUCAUUAAAUAACAAUUUAUAAUCA
Molecule: messenger RNA, 1763 nt
Organism: Melitaea cinxia (Glanville fritillary)
Lineage: Eukaryota; Metazoa; Arthropoda; Insecta; Lepidoptera; Nymphalidae
Gene: P5cr
Product: pyrroline-5-carboxylate reductase 3-like
Exons: 5
Coding region: 242-1066 (274 amino acids)
Biological process (GO): L-proline biosynthetic process
Molecular function (GO): pyrroline-5-carboxylate reductase activity
Source: RefSeq, a predicted model, not a curated record